AUGAAUUCAGACUCCAGCCCGAGCAGCAGAGCCUCUUCCCCGGACAUGGACGGCAUGUUUCUCCGAGACCACCACCCGCACCACCAUCAUCACCACCACAACCACGUCGGUUCUUCAGUGUCCUCCUCCACGCAGAGCGGCGAGCAGCAGCGCCAGAAGAUGACCGGCGGCGAGCACCUGCGGUCUGGAGACGCCAAGUCAGCGUCUGUGGGAAGCAGCAGCAGCAGCAACAAGUUCAAACUGAAGAAACAAGUCACCGAGGAGGAAAUGUACCAGCUCCGUCUCAAGAUUAACGGCCGGGAGCGGAAGCGCAUGCACGACCUCAACCUGGCCAUGGACGGCCUGCGCGAGGUGAUGCCCUACGCCCACGGGCCCUCGGUGCGGAAGUUGUCAAAGAUCGCCACGCUGCUUCUCGCCAGGAACUACAUCCUGAUGCUCAACAGCUCCUUGGACGAGAUGAAGCGGCUGGUGGGGGAGAUUUACGGGGGGCAGCACUCGGCCUUCCACUGCGGCACCGUGGCGCACGCCGGUGCCGGUGGACACGCCGGGGGCCCAGCCGCUGCAGCCGCUGCCGCUGCCGCCGCUGCGCACCAGGUGCAUCCUCUGCUCGGGAGCGCGCUGUCUUCCUCCACGUCCUCCACUCUGUCGAGCGCGCUGCCCGGGCUCACGUCUAUCCGAGCACCCCACUCCCUGAUGAAGGGCUCCCCGGCUGCGCCCCCGGCCCUGCAGCUGGGCUCCGGCUUCCAGCACUGGGCCGGACUGCCAUGUCCCUGCACCAUCUGCCAGGUGCCUCCUCCUCCACACAUCCCCAUCACCUCCACCGGCCUCACGAGACUCACAGGGGAGGGAAAGGACGGAAUGAAAUGA
Messenger RNA from Toxotes jaculatrix (banded archerfish), 867 nucleotides. RefSeq names its product oligodendrocyte transcription factor 3 (gene olig3). Gene Ontology annotation, molecular function: protein dimerization activity. The record is from RefSeq and is a predicted model, not a curated record. The transcript has a single exon. Lineage: Eukaryota; Metazoa; Chordata; Actinopteri; Toxotidae. The coding region runs from base 1 to 867 and encodes 288 amino acids.